Molecule: messenger RNA, 2151 nt
Organism: Klebsormidium nitens
Lineage: Eukaryota; Viridiplantae; Streptophyta; Klebsormidiophyceae; Klebsormidiales; Klebsormidiaceae
Source: the annotation of a GenBank genome assembly
CUGCUACGGGUGCUGCGCAGCGUACGGAGGGGGUGUAGCGCCAGAUUGCUACGGGGGGUGAGAAUGCCGCAAAAGUUGCUACGAGGGCAAUCCUGGUUGCUGGAGUUCACAUUUACAUGGUAGGUGGGCGUGAGUGAAUGCACACUCGAAACUGAAUAAUAUUCGAUUUCGAGCUUUCGAAGCUGAAUUGAACUUGAGGUGUCGAAAAUCGGGGAUCAUUCCGUGCCGCAGCCGCAAGCCGGUACGGAAGCUACUGGGGUCUGAAUCUGCGGCAAAAUUUGGUUCCGUAGCGGGUUCCGUAGCGUCCGUUGCUUCCGUUGCGCCAAAAAACCAGAAUCGACGUUCACAUUUCGUAGCACUGCCACGUCGGAUGCGUUGCAUCCGUAGCGCUCCGUAGCAUCAAAAAACGUACGCAUGUGAACAGGGCAUAAAGAGAUAGCAUUUGGCACCAGCAAUGGCGACCUCCCCAGCUCUUCGCCUCGCUCAGAGCACCACGCCACCAUGUUUUCCAACUAGGAGCCAAGUUGAAUGCUCGAAUGCUAUCCAUUGCAGCCAACCCUCUCACAGCAUUGCACAAAGCAUGCUCGUCCCCUUCACCCGCUCAAAAUCCCUCGCAAAGAGCCACAUUCAAAGGUUUCCUUCUAGUUAUCCCCUCACCUCAACUCUGUCCCUAGACAACCUUGAGGUUGUUGCGUUUGUCCCAGGGACUCGCAGACCUUCGCAGCAGGCACAAUGCAAGCGGCGGUGUCAAUGCUUCGCCAGCGCCGCCCAAGCGACGGCAUUGACACCGCCGGAGCUUCCGAGGACUGCGGAGGAGCAGACGGCGCUCGCGAAGGAGGCAUUGCAGCGGGCGGAGGCGGAUGGUGUGAAGAGGCAGCGAAUGCAGCUGCUCUUGCCAAUCGAUGCAAGGGCGAGCAAUUUCUUAGACACAGAACCCAGGGACUACCCUUGCAGCAUGAAGGAGGAAUUCGAGGUGGCGGUCAAAGUCGCUUCUAAGAUCCUCCAAGUGGGGGGGAGCGAGGUUCGGUUUCGGAAGAUCGGAGAGCGGGACCAAGAAAUGGACCCCGUUGGGCUAGUGAGCACAGCAGACAAGAGAUUGGCCGCAGUGGUAUACCCAAUUGCAGAGACUUUGAAACAGAUCCAGGAGCUCGCCGGCAACUCGCCCAAUGCGACGUUGGCACUGGUCAAUCCCCAAUGGAACAACUCCGGCCAGAUCGUUUCCGACUUUGGCAUCGGACCCUGGAAGAGGAAAGCGGAGGAGUUUCUGGACACGUUUCGCCCAACUUUUGAACUGGCCGAACAGAGGAUUGGAGAGGCGUCAAACAUCGCGUCGACGCAAGGGGGGGUAGUUCGUCUGCUGCGAGCAUACCCCCACGACUGGCAGGUGUUUCUGAUGUCGUAUGACGGCAACAACGAGUGCGUUGCGACCUAUGAGGAGCGGCCCUCGUAUGCGGAGCUUGAGAGGCUGCUGCAAGAGGUCCGCAAGACGCGCCCAGCCACCCUCUCCGCCCUGAGCACUUCCGCCCCCCCUCCCCCCCCUUUGGCACGCUCCGUCGCUGGGCCGUUCACCGACGACGAGAUCGACGGCAUGGAUAAGUCGGAGCUGAGGCGCGCUCUGACCGCCCUCGGGUUACCCACUGCGGGGCGUCUAGCCGUGAUGCAGGAACGAGUGAAGGACGCGCAAAGAAAGUUUGGGUUUGUAAAAUAAAGAGAGGAACAUGUUUCUGCGAGUUAUUGUAUCUUGAGGAAAGCAUCCGCACUUGAAGAUAAAACGGCGGGUUUUGCAAGGGAUGACGUUGUAAGAAUUGGUAGCUCGUGUUGAGAUCGCGGUUUUGUAUAGUAAUCGGAGCUAGAAAGGCCGCCUUUGUGUGUGCAGGCGGUUAAGUCUGGCGAGUUGCUUUUGGUUUAGGGGCACAAGCGAGGCUGUUGGACUAAACAUCUUGAAUGCCCUUACAGUGGUUGGCGACCAUGUAGCGUCUCGAAGCGUAGAAGAAGGAACAUUUUGUGUUUGAUGUUGAAGCCGUUGGCGCGCUUCUAAGGCGCACCGUCCUCUUACCUUUAAACACACUCCGUCCGAGUCAAGCUUGCAACCAACCUGGCAGAUUCUUGUUAUUGUCGCGCAGGCUCGACUUAGUCUUUUACAUAUCUCAG